CCCACUCUUUCUCAUUGGGCAGUUUCUGAUGUUGAGCUGUUUAUACAUGCUUUAAAUGUUGAGAGACCUAGAUGGUCUGCCCACUGGAAGAAGGCUAAUCACAAACAAGGUGCUAUCAACUGUGUCGUACUUCAAAGAGCCAUUCCUCCCUGAUCUUUGGAUCACGUGUUGAAAAGCUCAGCCGCACGUGCGUUUGUGGAGUGCAGAAUACAGCACAAUGGCAUCUCUGGGGCUCCUCUCGCUAACUGCGGCAUCGUUAGCUGUGCUCUGCACCGCAGAUCCACAGCCCUUAAAGGUGACAACUAUUAAGCAAGAACCAUACACAAUGAGCAAAGGAUCUGAACUCGAAGGCUACUGUAUGGAAUUGCUUUCUAAGCUCGCCAAUAAAGUAGGCUUCAAGUACAACGUUCACCUGGUAAAGGACGGAAAGUUUGGGGCAAAAGACGAUCGCGGCAACUGGAUAGGCAUGAUUGGAGAGGUUGUGAGAGGGGAGGCAGACCUGGCCCUAGCACCUCUUACCCUCAUUGCUGUUCGGGAAACAGUCGUGGACAUGACCAAACCUUUCAUGCAAACAGGCAUCAGUUUUGUCAUGAAGAAGGACAUGGCCUCUGAUGACUCACAGUACCUUAGCUUUUUAAACCUCUUCUCCAUCGAGAUGUGGAUGAGCAUACUGGUCUCCUAUCUGUUAACCUCCUUCUGUAUCUAUUUGGUAGCUCGCAUCAGCCCAUGUGAAUGGAAUCAACCUCACACGGAGGAAAAUCACUUCACACUCUCAUACAGCUUCUGGUACACUGUCGGAGCCCUAACCCUUCAAGGUGCUGGCCCUCACCCCAAAGCUGUGUCAGGACGGGUGAUUACUGCCGUUUGGUGGUUGUUUUCAUUAGUGAUUCUGGCCUGCUAUUUUGCCAACCUUAGUUCCUGGAUGCACUCAGACACCAAGCAGGUGGCAAUAAAGAGCUUUGAAGACCUUGCCAACCAAAAUGUGAUUGAGUAUGGCACACUCAGGAGCUCGUCAUCCCUAGCUUUCUUCAAGAACUCCAACCUUCCACUCUACCGGCGCAUUUAUGAGAACAUGGAGAGGAAGCAGAGCUGGGUGCCGACGAUGGAUGAGGGCAUCCGCAAGGUGCAGGAAGGAAACUACGCCUUUAUUGGCGAGUCUGUGACCCUGGAUCUGGCUGUGGCACGCUACUGCGACCUCACGCGCUGUCCCGAGGUCAUUGGCAUGAGGGGCUACAGCAUCGCCGCUCCUUUAGGCUUUCCCAUGGUGAAAAAUCUGAGCGUGGCCAUCCUGGAGCUAAGUGAGUCCGGCGAGCUCGACUUCCUCCGCAGCAAGUGGUGGGCAAGCAGCUGCGGUGCGCCGGAAGCCGCCCAGGCCUCCCCGCUGAAGGCCGGCAGCCUGAAGGGCAUCUUCUUGCUGCUGGCGCUUGGCCUGGCACUGGGCGUGGCCACCGCCCUGGCCGAGCUGGCCGCCAGGUCGCGCAGAGUCGCCAGCACACAGCAGAAAUCCUGUUGUUCUGUUUUAACUACUGAACUAAGUCAGCGAUUUGGAGGAAGAGAGGAGAAGACGUCAGCCGAAGACUCUGAGAAAUGCAAAGCCUAAAUUGGCCCAACACUUUUAGAUGGCAUGGAGGUCUGCUCACUUAUUCACUGGAUUUUAGUCUCUGUUUUCGAUAGCAACAACUACAAAACAACAUCAAAACAUUAUUAAUUAUCCUGUACUUAUUUUAACUGCAUAUGAAAAGCAGAAUACUCAUUUUGAUUUUAUUGUCAUCAUGUCUUUUUGUUUUACUGCACACAGAACUAGGCUUUUGGGCCAUACAUGUAUGCAUGCUUUAUUGCCUAGUUUCACAUAGAUUGUGGUAGUAUACCUAAGCCGCACGCUAAUCUAAUGGCAACGAUGAUAACUUGGUUAAACAUUCUGAUCAUUUGGAACUGAAGUUACAGUUAGAUGAUGAAUUGUUACCUGAAAAAUACAAUUUGGUUCAAAUGUUGUUUAAAAAGAGAUAAAAUUGUAGGACUAUGUGGAAUGUAGGAAUGUUUCAUGCCUUGUUUUGUUGCUUUUAUAUUGUAAUACAAAUGCCAGUUAAACAUAUAAGAAUAAAAACCAAACAUAACUUUUUUGCAUUUUUACUGCA
Messenger RNA from Electrophorus electricus (electric eel), 2135 nucleotides. RefSeq names its product putative glutamate receptor. The record is from RefSeq and is a predicted model, not a curated record. Gene Ontology annotation, biological process: monoatomic ion transport. Gene Ontology annotation, molecular function: ligand-gated monoatomic ion channel activity; signaling receptor activity. NCBI's taxonomy places the organism in Eukaryota, Metazoa, Chordata, Actinopteri, Gymnotiformes, Gymnotidae. Gene Ontology annotation, cellular component: membrane.